Molecule: messenger RNA, 1386 nt
Organism: Erinaceus europaeus (western European hedgehog)
Lineage: Eukaryota; Metazoa; Chordata; Mammalia; Eulipotyphla; Erinaceidae
Product: ectonucleotide pyrophosphatase/phosphodiesterase family member 7-like
Exons: 5
Coding region: 1-1386 (461 amino acids)
Source: RefSeq, a predicted model, not a curated record
AUGGGGCUUGGGGCCCUGGCACUGCUACUGUCCAUCCUGCUGGGCUGGGCUGGCAGCCACCCCAUCCCUGAGAGGAAGAGCUUCAACAAGCUGCUGCUCAUCUCCUUCGAUGGCUUCCGCUGGAACUACGACCAGGAUGUGGACACCCCCAACAUGGACCGCCUGGCCCGGGAGGGCGUGAAGGCCAAGUAUCUGACACCACCCUUCGUCACCAUGACCUCCCCAUCCCACUUCACCAUCAUCUCAGGUCGCUGGAUUGAAGACCACGGAGUCAUUCACAACAUGAUGUUUAACACAGAGACAGGUUGGAAGUACUCCUUCAAGACCACACAGAACAAGACUGAGUGGUGGGACAAUGGUGUUCUGCCCCUCUGGAUCACAGCACAGAGACAGGGGAGGAAAACAGCAUCAUUCCACUAUCCUGGUGGAGGGGCCAAGUACCAAGGGGAGGCAGUCCAGCGAUCUUUGGUGGAGUCCUACACCCACCCAGACAGCAACGAGACAGAAUGGAGGGAGAACAUUGACAUCGUCAUGAACUGGUUCACACAGGAAGACUUUGACUUUGUGACUCUAUACUAUGGAGAACCUGACAACGUGGGGCACCUAUUCGGACCAGAGACAGAGAGGAGAAGGGUGAUUAUCCAGCAGAUUGACAGAACCAUCGGGUACCUGGUGGAAGCCAUUGAGAGGCAUGGUCUGACUGACCACCUCAAUGUCAUCAUCACAUCAGAUCACGGCAUGACCACAGUUAAAAAGAAGCCCAAUGUCACUGAGAUCCUACUGACCAAUUAUAUCAAGUUCAGUGACUUGGUCAAGUUCCACAUUGUGGACUAUGGUGGCUUUGGGAUGAUUCUGCCUAAACCAGGAAAAGAGGAAAUCCUGUUCCAAACCCUGAAGAAUGCACACCCUCACCUUCAUGUCUACAGGAAGGACGAAUUUCCAGAACGCUUCCAUUAUGCCAAACAUGAGCGGGUCCUGCCCAUCUUAGUGUAUGCCGACUCUGGUUACAACAUCAAUGCGCAACUUAUCAUUUAUUUCAACAAAGGAGAUCAUGGAUUUGACAAUGACCUCAUGGACAUGAAGACCAUAUUCAGAGCUUUUGGACCAGAUUUCAAGAAGAAUUACCUGGCUGAACCUUUUGACAGCAUCCACAUCUACCCUCUCAUGUGUAAACUCCUGGGGAUCACUCCUGAGCCCCACAACGGCUCCCUGGCUAUCACUCAGGAAAUGCUCACAGACUCUUCCAGCCAGCAGCCAGGAGAGGAGACGCUGGGGUCAUCUGUUUUCCGGAACACAGCAAUUGGUCUAGGGACCUUCGUAGGAAUUCUCACAGUUCUGUUUGUUAUUGCCGUGACAUACACAGCCGUUCAACGGAAAAAGAAGUGA